CUCAUGUGAUGUGUUGCUUAAGAUUGAACCCAGGGUCUAAUACAUACUAGGCAAGCAUUCCACUGAGCUGUUUCAGACCUUUUCAGUUUUUAUUUAAACUUGUUUUGUUUCCUUAGUUAAGAGCCACUACUAAUAACUGUAAUAGGAGUUUAAAGGAAAAGGAUCUAUUUUACAGAGACUACUCAUCUGUCUUAGUCAGAGGUAUUUGUUUGGUGGGGUUAUUUGUUUUCUAGAGACAAGGCUUCACUGUACACCAGGCUGGCCUUAAACUUGCAGCAAUCUUUCUGCGCUGUGUGCUGGUAUUAUGGAAGUGAACUGCCAUGUCCCGCUUCAAGUGUUAUUUUGACACUUCUAUAAGAAAAAUAGUUACUAGAGAUUUACAUCCUAUCUGAUUUCUCCACUUUUUGGUGGAGUAUAUGAUUUUUGAAUCAUCUCACUUAAUCAUUUGAGUGAGAAGAAUUUUGAGUUUAUCACAUUCAGUUGGCUGCUGGGUAAACAUGCAGGGCAAGUUCAGUGUGGCCAGUUUGACAACUCCAUUUGAAAAGCUGUGUUAGUUUUUUCUUCUAGCAUUGUUUCCUACUAUUAUAACUAAGCUGUCCUCCCCUUCGGGGAGGAUACUUUACUUCUCAUGUGACAUCUUAGACCAGUGAGCCAGUGUUUCUAAACAGCACAUUUUAUAUAGCUGUUAUGACUUACUUCUGCUCCUCCUCAUUGUAUGCUCUGUUCCGCUUGCUGCCAAUUCUGUUAAAGCAGUGGUUCUGUCAUGGUGACUAUUGUAUUAUAUGAAGUUGGUAAGUUGCCAGUAGCGGUUUUCUUGGCCUAUGCCUAUAUGAGCUAUUAAGUUUGCCUCCUCUAUUCCCAAACCAGGGAAGAACUAACUAGCUCUUCCCACUUCCUCAAUGCAAGAGCAGGGAUUAGAGGACACUGAAGUGAAAAGCCUAAAUUUCACCCUUAGAGUAACUUAAUGAUGUCAGGAAGGGCUUUGAGACCACUGGCCCUGCUUAUAGAUCUUAUUUUCCAAGCCUUUCAUUAUUUUAUUUGCCCUUUUCUGAACUCUACAAUUUCCCUCUCUUGUAGCUGGUUCGAUGCCCAGACCUGAAUGCUGUGCUCCAGCUGUGGCCUCACCGGUGCUGAAUAGAGAGGAAGAGCCACCUUCAUAGCUUACAUGAGCUGGAGUCAGAUGGCAGCACUAUGGAGGACUAUUCACAGGAGGACUGGGGAAACCACAGUCAGGAUCUCCAUGGCUAUCCAACAGAUCAGGAAUUGGAUGAAAUGCCAGUUUCAAAGAGAACGUUAAAAAUAAAACAAGAGUCUUCUGAAGAGGCACAGAAGCGAGACACCAUGCAGAAUAUUGUACAGAUUUUGGAGUCAGUGCAGUUGAAGUGGGAACUGUUUCAGAGCUGGACAGACUUUUCAAGGCUCCAUCUUUCCAAUAAGUUGGCCAUUUUUGGAAUUGGCUAUAACACUCGUUGGAAAGAGGAAAUCCGUUACCAUUAUGCUGAGAUCAGCUCACAGGUGCCCCUUGGCAAGCGUCUUCGGGAGUACUUCAACUCUGAGAAGCCUGAGGGACGGAUCAUUAUGACCCGGGUGCAAAAAAUGAACUGGAAAAAUGUUUACUACAAAUUUUUAGAGAUCACCAUCAGUGAGGCAAGGUGCCUAGAGCUGCACAUGGAGAUUGACUGGAUACCCAUUGCCCACUCCAAGCCAACUGGGGGCAAUGUCGUUCAGUAUUUAUUGCCAGGAGGGAUUCCCAAAACCCCAGGCCUUUAUGCCAUUGGCUAUGAAGAAUGUAUUGAGAGGCCCCUCUCACCAGAUGUGGAGCGCCAUGCCCUGGACCCAGGGAAGGAGGGCCGAGCUGACCUGGAAACCCUCUCAGCACAAGCCUCGUUACAGGUGGAGGUGGAGCCCACUCGGAUCAUCUACUGCUACCUCGGUAUUGCUGAAGGCAGGACUCUGCAGCAGUGCUUGUUUUUACAUUUUCAAGCAAAUACCAAAACCUUCAGUAAAGACUGGGUUGGUAUUAAUGGGUUUUUGUCUCAGAACUGUAUCGUGGAUCCUGGAGUUUCCCCCAAAUCCAUCUAUAUCAAAUUUGUAGAAGUAGAGAGGGAUUUUCUUUCCGCCGGCUCAUUAGUUGAGUGUCUGGAAAAAGCCAUCGGAUACCCCUUAAAAUUUAACAACUGAGUGUCAUCCUUCAUAAGGAUUUGGGCUUGUGCAUUCUCAUCCCUUCUUCCUGUUACCCAGACUACCCCACAUCCAGAUGCUGCCGUCGGACUCUCAUGGGAGCUCCUUCCACGAUGAGACCAAUACAACCUCUAAGAAAUCAUAGUAGACUCUGGGCAGAAAAAAGCAGACCUCGCCUGAAAUGCUCAUUUUGAGCAAGCAGGUCUUGCAUGGUGGGUCAGUUCUUUUUUACAAAAAGAAAACAUCGAUUUUAAAACCAAUUUUAGAGCCUUGAUAUAAACAAAUGUAGGUACAUUCCAUAUUGGACAAAACUUAUACUUUGAGUUUCAUAUGAAAUUGAAAAUUGUAUUUUUUUCACUGUUUCAUUUUUACACAUCUCUAUAAGUAUUAUUUACAACCUUGAAUAAAUAAGCAAUAGAUAAUGGCAAGUAAAUUGAGUCACAGUAAAUAAAACUGUUUUUGAAUAUUA
Molecule: messenger RNA, 2650 nt
Organism: Mastomys coucha (southern multimammate mouse)
Lineage: Eukaryota; Metazoa; Chordata; Mammalia; Rodentia; Muridae
Gene: Msantd2
Product: Myb/SANT DNA binding domain containing 2
Exons: 4
Coding region: 1192-2181 (329 amino acids)
Source: RefSeq, a predicted model, not a curated record